Messenger RNA from Papaver somniferum (opium poppy), 2524 nucleotides. Its product is annotated as putative F-box protein At5g15660. Gene Ontology annotation, molecular function: protein binding. Lineage: Eukaryota; Viridiplantae; Streptophyta; Magnoliopsida; Ranunculales; Papaveraceae. The transcript has 3 exons. The record is from RefSeq and is a predicted model, not a curated record. The coding region runs from base 124 to 1494 and encodes 456 amino acids.
CUUCGGCCAAUAUACUGGAGUACAAUCAUUCCUAAAAGUGGCAAUCAAAUUUAGGGAUUUGAUUCCUUCGGAGUUAAGGCUUUGUUUCAAUUCGUUUGAUUCUCCAGUCCUGGUUCUAGCUAUAUGGCGGCUCUUCUUCCCCCUGAUGAUCCAGCAGCUUCACUCCCACUACAACAUCCCACAAGGGAUGAAAUGUAUUGUUCUGGGGCUGUGAGUCUCAUUCCUAAUUCUCUCAUGGAGGAAAUAUUUUUGCGAACUACUGCGAAAUCCUUACUAAGCUUAAAGUGUGUGUGUAAGUCAUGGUACCAUGUAAUCAAGGAUCCCAAUUUUGUUCGGAAACGAUUUCGUGGUUCACAGUCUAUGGGAUGUACUGUUUUAUCUAGUACUAUUACUACUACUACAGAUGGUUAUCUAGGUAAGAAGAUUUACUUGGGAUCGUUUCACGAAGGGUGGAAAAUUGAGAAUGCUGAUGGCGGUAAUGGUAAAUGGGAAACCAACUUUUGGAGCUUACCUGUAUCGAAAGACAUUUGCAAAGAACUGUGGAUGGCAGCAUGCAAUGGUUUAAUCUGUAUUUAUGGGAACUACUGUAAGACUACUAUGGAUAUGUGGAACCAAACUGAAGGGGUCCUAAGUGAAAUACCUAAAAGACAUGUUGAAAAGUAUUCCAUGGUAUAUAUAUGUAACCCCACGACACACGAAAUUAUAGAUCUUCCAAGGCCUAGGAAAGAAUUCGAGAAAGGCUCAUGUGGGUUUGCAUUUGAUGCGAAAAGAAAUCAAUAUAAAGUUGUUCAUUUGUUUUAUGACUCUCAGCACGAGGCGUGGACAUUUGAGAUUUUUACUUUGGGUACAAUGUCAUGGAAAAUGAUGGCAGAUGAGGCUAAAGAGGAGGAACCAGACAUCUCUUGGUAUAAGUUGCAUGGGGCAAAACCAAGUAAUCCUAUUUAUGUGAAUGGUUUUCUUUGUUGGCUUAUCAAGUUUUACAGUGGGACUUGCGAUGCGUGCGUUCUAUGUUUUAAAGUUGAAGACAAAUUCCGACCCAAGUUGAUUAAGAUGCCAGAAGAUAUCAAUGAAGAUUACUUUCUGGAAGCUAUUCAAGCACAGCAAAAUGUAACUUUCUUGGUAAAAAUGAAUGGAAAUCUUUGUUAUGUAGAGGAUAAAAGAAGCUUGCAGUUGCUUAAUAUAUGGAUGCUAAAGGAAGAAAGGUGUCUUGACGAGAAGGAGAAUGUGUGGAUCAAGAAAUAUUGCAUUAAACUGGAUUUCGAUUUAAAUUUCUGCCGAAGCAUAAUUCCUGUUCGCAUUCAAAACAAAGAUAUUUUGUUCGUGUCUUCAAAUACAGGGGAAUUGUUUUCUUAUGACACGGAAAGUAAAAAAUGUGUAACUAUUUUCAAACCUGAAGGUUUGUUUACUGAACCUCUGGAAGAACCGUCACAAAUCGUAACCUGUAUGGAAAGCUUGAUUUCUGUCCGUGAUAUAAUUGCCAUGAAGCGAGAAUGACAGUUUAGGACAGAACAUGAACAUGGUGAUAUUUAAACGCUAGAAAUCCUGUAGACUCGGUCUACUUUUGUAAAGUAUUUAACACUGCCAUGUGAAAUUCUGAUGUUUUCUCUAUGUCUUUGUGUUUUAUCUGUUAGUCCUCUAAAUCAACUCUACCAUUAGUCAGAAUUUUGUUGCUGAAAUUGCCGCAACAACUUUUGAUUAUAUGUGUGUUUGGAAACACUGUGGUUUUAACUGAUUUAUGAGUGAGUAUUAACAAUUGUGGGAUGAAACUGGAUUUUUUUUUUUGAAGCAUACUGUUUUUUGUCUGGAUUGCAUUCAGCAGUAAGCUCAAAACCAAGAUUAACAGUCUUUUGCAACCAUCAUGGAGGUGUAAGGUCGUAUAAUAUCCACAUGAAGGCGGUAUAUUGGAUCUUUUGUGCCCUUAUGUGACCUUGAACCUCUGCAAUGGUUGAAGAGAACUGUUGCUCUCGCUUUUGAGCCUGCAGUUGGCCACUUUAAAAAGUCUGAACGGAAGAAACUAAGUACUGCAUAUAUAGAGGCUGUAUUUUCUUAAGUUAAGUAAAAAUAAUAUUUUGAAGUUUUCUGUUGAAAACUGGUUGUUGCAUAUCCAGUCCCAGUAUUUCUGUGACAUAUUUUUGAAUGAUUCCUUUUUGCCUCUCCAAGAUUGGGAAUAUUGUAAAAUGGGUUUUCAUUUUAGACAUAUGGUUGAUGUUAUAUUCUAUUACCCUGCACUCAUUUGCAAGUUUGGUUCCAUUCUUGCAUAUCGGUUUCCAUAUAUCUGUGAAUAUAACAUCCAAUUUUCCUUGGUUACCAGUCAUCAAUAGUUGGUCCUUCGAGUUCCUUGAUUAUAAGCAAUUUUUUCUUUUCAAUGUUAAGAGUUCUACAGAAUUGUGCCCUGUUUUAUCUGGAUACCCCAUUGUUUAGGCAGUCAAGUUUUUUAGGUAGUUUUUGCCUUAAUUGUAGGAAUUCAUAUAUGUAAGUUGUGCAAUUUCUCAGUGUAUAUACUGUGCGGUGAAUGAAUGAAGGA